UCCGCCAAAGACUGAGUUUUUCCUCUUCUUCUCUGAUUCUGAUCGAUCGAUCGAUCGAAAAAGUCAAAAGAAGAAAAGCAGAGGAGAGAAGAAAAAAAAAAUGGCGGUGGUGAAGAUGAUGAAGUGGAGGGGACGGCCAUCGAAGAAAUUCGAAGCGAAGGUCACUCUUCAUCACCUCAGAAUCGCUGGAGGAGGGGUCAAUUUUCUGGAUUGUUCUAGAAGAUUCUCGAUCGAGAUCACGUGGAAAGGCUCGCAGUCGAAGGGGAUCAUCGGUUUGAGGAAGAAGCGGCGCGUGAGGAGGAAUUUCACGAUGGAACAGCCGGAGGAUUUGGGCGGCGACGACGACGGUGUUGUUGUGUGGGAUGAAGAAUUCCGCUCUGUUUGCAGUUUCUCUUCUUCUUCUAACCACAAGCACAACGAUGCUGCUGCUGCUGCUCUCUUUCUUCCUUGGGAUAUUUCAUUUACACUUUUCCUCAAUGGUGGUUUGAAUCAAGGGACAAAAAACAACACCGUCCCUGUUAUUGCCACUGCAUCAUUAAACCUAGCAGAUUUUGCUUCUGCACCUGAAAAACAGAACACAGAAAUUAGCAUCCCUCUAUCGAUAUUACCCGGUGGCCUCAUCGACGCCAAUACAAGUGCUUCCCUCUAUCUGUCAGUUAGUCUUCUAGAACUAAGAAAUCUAGAGGAACCUUCUCACACCAUCCUCUCUUUCCCACGAUCCCCUUGUUACGGAGAAAUACUGUCGUCGAAGAAAGAAGCAACCAAAAUCGAAAAGAAGAAAAUCCCAACUCGCAAACGGAGCCAAAAAAGGGGGAAUAUCUUCGAAGGGCUGUCUGCAAUCAGAGCUAAAAGGACAAGCCAUGAAGAGGAAUAUUGCAGUGAUGGAAACAGCUCUGUCAGGAGUGAGGAGGACAUUGAUGAAGUAACAGAAGAUUCUGGUGUAAAAAAAUCCUUUGAUUAUGGGACAUUGGCCUAUGCAAACAAUGCCGGAGCAUCAUCAGUUCACCGUUCGAACACGAGCAGCAGUGAGGAUGAAGACUGGAUUUAUUACAGCCAUAGUAGAAGUAGUAGUAGUUCUUCGGCUUACAAUCCUCCACAAACGGACCAGAAUUCUUCAAAACGUGGGAUUCUUCUUCCUUGGAGAAAAAGGAAAUUAAGCUUUAGAUCUCCUAAAGAAGUCAAAGGCGAGCCCUUGCUGAGAAAAGACCACCUAGAAGAAGGUGGAGACGACAUCGAUUUCGAUCGCCGCCACCUCAGCAGUUCCUCAGAUGAAUCCACCACCACUUCAACAAAGGAAGGUGGUGGAGAUUAUCCAUUUGGAGAUGACAAUUUUGCUGUUGGUACAUGGGAGAGCAAGGAGAUAAUAAGCCGCAAUGGAGAGAUGAAGCUGAAAACACAAGUUUUCUUCGGUUCGAUCGAUCAGAGGAGCGAACGCGCAGCUGGCGAAAGCGCGUGCACAGCUCUGGUGGCGGUGAUUGCCCAUUGGUUCCAAUCCAACGGCGGUGACGGGGCAGUGAUGCCGAUCAAGUCUCAACUCGACAGCCUCAUCCGAGAAGGCUCACUCGAGUGGAGGAAUCUCUGCGAGAACGAGACUUAUAAAGAAAGAUUCCCGGACAAGCAUUUCGAUCUCGACACAGUCCUCGAGGCUCAAGUUCGUCCAAUUUCUGUUGUCCCGGAAAAAUCUUUCGUCGGAUUUUUCCAACCACAGCAAGGAACUGAAGACAAGGGGUUCGAUUUUCUGCAAGGUGCAAUGUCAUUCGACGAUAUUUGGGAUGAAAUCCCUUCUGGCAGUGACCCUUUGGUGUACAUUAUCAGCUGGAAUGACCAUUUUUUCAUUCUGAAGGUUGAAGAAGAUGCGUACUACAUUAUCGACACUCUUGGUGAGAGGCUCUACGAGGGCUGCAACCAAGCUUUUAUCUUGAAAUUCGAUAGAGAUACAGUGAUCCACCGGAAUAUACCCGCAGAGCACAGUGAUCCACCGGAAUCUACCGAAAUUGUAGUUUGCACGGGCAAAGAGUCGUGUAAAGAGUACAUCAAGAACUUCUUGGCUGCAAUACCUAUAAGGGAAUUAGAAGUUGAUCUGAAGAAGGGAUUGAUGGCAUCUACCACACACCUUCAUCAACGGCUACAGAUCGAGUUCCAUUACACCAGAUGUCUGCAAAACCUUACUAACGAGUGCUCAACAGCAGAGGCAAUAGAUAAUAGCGAUGCUGCAAACGCAAACUUAUCUACAUCAGAAUCUGAAGAAUGAUAAGAGAUGGUUAUAAGCUUCCCUUCCGACUUUACGUCAGUAACCGAUUUUCUUGGAAAUGCCUACUCCAAAACCGAAUGUUUUUAAACAUUUCUUAUAUAUAUAUACAUUGUAUGAGUUGUUAAUAGCUGCUUUAAACACAAAUUAACUUCAACGGGAGACGCUACAUUAUAGUGCUAACCUGUCUCAUGGAAGAGCAUAGUGUACAUUUAUGUAAUGCUUACGAGUAUAUUUGAUAUUUUUCUUUUUUGA
This is a messenger RNA of Erythranthe guttata (spotted monkey flower), 2503 nucleotides long. RefSeq lists its product as uncharacterized. NCBI's taxonomy places the organism in Eukaryota, Viridiplantae, Streptophyta, Magnoliopsida, Lamiales, Phrymaceae. The record is from RefSeq and is a predicted model, not a curated record.